Molecule: messenger RNA, 1602 nt
Organism: Mandrillus leucophaeus (drill)
Lineage: Eukaryota; Metazoa; Chordata; Mammalia; Primates; Cercopithecidae
Gene: MEIS3
Product: Meis homeobox 3
Exons: 13
Coding region: 1-1167 (388 amino acids)
Biological process (GO): animal organ morphogenesis; brain development; embryonic pattern specification
Molecular function (GO): RNA polymerase II cis-regulatory region sequence-specific DNA binding; DNA-binding transcription activator activity, RNA polymerase II-specific
Source: RefSeq, a predicted model, not a curated record
AUGAAAGCCGCGGACUUGCCCUCCAACACCUUGUGUGGGGGCCCAGGGUUUACCCCACAGACUGGAGGUUCCAGGGACUCCCUGAGAAGAGGUGAGGGGGAGGAGAGAGACAGAGGGAGAGAGUACGAUGAGCUGCCGCACUACCCAGGCAUCGCGGAUGGCCCCGCAACCCUGGCUGGCUUCCCAGAGGCAGUGCCCGCGGCACCAGGGCCCUACGGCCCACACCGGCCUCCCCAGCUGCUGCCCCCAGGCUUGGACAGUGACGGCCUGAAGAGGGAGAAGGAUGAGAUCUAUGGACACCCGCUCUUCCCCCUCUUGGCCCUGGUCUUUGAGAAAUGUGAACUGGCUACAUGCUCUCCCCGUGAUGGGGCUGGAGCUGGGCUGAGGACACCCCCCGGCGGCGACGUCUGCUCCUCUGAUUCCUUCAACGAGGACAUCGCUGCCUUCGCCAAGCAGGUUCGCUCUGAGAGGCCCCUCUUCUCCUCCAACCCAGAACUGGACAAUCUGAUGAUCCAGGCCAUCCAAGUGCUGCGAUUCCACCUGCUGGAGCUGGAGAAGGUCCACGACCUGUGCGACAACUUCUGUCACCGCUACAUCACCUGCCUCAAGGGAAAGAUGCCCAUCGACCUGGUCAUCGAAGAUCGGGACGGCGGCUGCAGGGAGGACUUCGAGGACUACCCAGCCUCCUGCCCCAGCCUCCCAGACCAGAAUAAUAUAUGGAUUCGAGACCAUGAGGAUAGCGGGUCUGUACAUCUGGGGACCCCAGGUCCAUCCAGCGGGGGCCUGGCCUCCCAGAGUGGUGACAACUCCAGUGACCAAGGAGAUGGGCUGGACACCAGCGUGGCCUCUCCCAGUUCUGGUGGGGAAGAUGAGGACUUGGACCAGGAGCGACGGCGAAACAAGAAGAGGGGGAUCUUCCCCAAGGUGGCCACCAACAUCAUGCGAGCCUGGUUGUUCCAGCACCUCUCGCCCAGGUUCAUUAACGCCCGGAGACGCAUCGUGCAACCGAUGAUCGAUCAAUCCAACCGCACAGGGCAGGGUGCAGCCUUCAGCCCAGAGGGCCAGCCCAUCGGCGGCUGCACUGAGACGCAGCCACACGUGGCCGUCCGGCCUCCGGGAUCAGUGGGGAUGAGUUUGAACUUGGAAGGAGAAUGGCAUUAUCUAUAGAGGCUGGAUACAGGAGAGACCCAGCCUCCAGCUGUGACCCCCAGCCUCACACCUGGUUCUGGUUCCCGCCUGGUCCUCCAGCUUCAGGACCCCACCUCCAAAGGCCCCUCCGCUCAACGCCUACCUCCCUAGGGCCCUGCUGGGACAUGAGUGCCCACCCAAGAGGCUCUCAAGGACACCGGCAAGGCCUCCAGGCCCUGAGCCCCACUUCUGCCUUCACCUCUGCCUGGGACCUGAGCUGGGCUCCUGGGCCUUGCCAGAAGAUGGCGGCUAGGGCCUCGCCGCCGGGACAGAGAAGGGACGGGGUGGCUGGGCAGUCAGGGAAGGAGGGUCGCCCGGAUCCGACAUUUUGGAGAGAUUCCUUCACCCUCCUGUCCCCCCACCUCCCUUCUCUAAUUUCUUCUUUUUUUAAUGAUAAAGUCUUAAAAACACAGA